UGAAAUCAGUCAGGGUCGAGUUCGGGGAAGUGUUAGCUGCUCCUCUCUGUCGGUUGCGCCCACACGCGUUUUAACAUUUAUAUAAACCGACUUUAAAACCUUUGUCCAUCUUUGUAGCUGUAAGUCUUAGCGCUGUGUUAGCGGGGUAGUCAACGUUACUGUGGAGGUUAGCUCUUUAUUUUUUAUAGCCGCUUUCUUUCAACAGGCCGACGUAGCUGCUAGCUAGCUGGAGUAACGUUUCCUGCGGGAGGGCUGCUGCAGCUCGUUUAAGAUCUGGUCACAUCCCCGGACGCUGGUUUCCCUCGGUCACUGUGCAAUAACACUUUGUGAAUAUGGACGCCUCUGCAAGACUCAAGAUGGCAAAAGACAUGAAGCUUCAAAGGCCUGAAGCCAAAUUGAGCAGCGAAGGACCAAAGCGGAUUCCUGUGUCACAACAGUCGCAGAUGACUCAGAUGGCUGUAGUUACACCGACUCCACAGCAGCGGAUCCUGGGUGUGUCAAAUGGACCUCAGCGUAUUCAGCGGCCUGUCAGUCAUCAGAAACCUGUGUCUCACAUCUCUGUUGCUGUCAAGUCCACAAAGCCCUCUGAUCAGAAUGUGAACCCCAAUAGUAGGAAUGUAAAUCCUGCAUCUCAGCCUAAAUCUGGCUCACAGCAAAGCCAGCCAAAGACAAAUGUGGUCAAGGUGAAGCAGGAGCUGGUCAAACCACCAGUAGAAUCGGCAAAGCUGGAGAAGCCACAGAACAAACCUGCCCUGAAAGAAUCUGGAGAUGUCUCAGCAUCAAAGUAUGUAAAGCGAUGGAGCUUGGAAAAUUUCGACAUUGGUCGUCCCUUAGGAAAGGGUAAAUUUGGCAACGUCUACCUGGCAAGAGAGCGACAGAGUAAGUUCAUCUUGGCCCUGAAGGUGCUCUUUAAGAAGCAGCUGGAGAAGGCUGGGGUGGAACACCAACUGAGGAGAGAAGUGGAGAUCCAGUCUCACCUCAGGCACCCCAAUAUCUUGCGUCUCUAUGGCUACUUCCAUGACACUUCGCGAGUGUAUCUCAUCCUUGAGUUUGCACCCAGAGGAGAACUAUACGGUGAGCUGCAGCGCUGUGGAAACUUUCCCGAGGACAGAAGUGCCACGUACAUCAUGGAGCUGGCAGAUGCCCUCAACUAUUGCCACACCAAGAAGGUGAUCCACAGGGACAUCAAACCAGAGAACCUGUUACUGGGAGCAAAUGGGGAGCUAAAGAUUGCAGAUUUUGGCUGGUCUGUUCACACACCCUCCUCCAGGAGGUCCACCCUCUGUGGAACACUGGACUACUUGCCUCCAGAGAUGAUUGAGGGAAAAACUCACGAUGAAAAGGUGGACUUGUGGAGCCUGGGUGUCCUCUGUUACGAGUUCCUGGUUGGAAAACCCCCCUUUGAAACGAAAAGUCACGAAGAGACUUACCGCAAGAUAUCAAGAGUGGAGUACACAUACCCUGCACAUUUCAAUAUCAGUGAUGGAGCCAAACACCUGGUUGCCCAGCUGUUGAAGCACAACCCCAUGCACAGACUGCCCAUCCAGGGCGUCCUGACCCACCCCUGGGUCGUCGAAUGCUCGACCAAGAAGCCCACGACUCUGAACAACGAAGAACCCAGUCAAUGAGCCUCUUUUGUGUUGUCAGUGACUGGCUGGUGCACUGUGCAGCUGAUUGGAAGGAUCUGCUUGUACUCCCACUACAUGACUUUCACAUCACUACGUGGCUUUUUUUGUCAGCAGACCUUUUGAGCCAUCUAGUUUUACCUUCUCCUUGUGAGUGUCCUUGUCUUACUAAUGGCAUCUGUUGCCUGUAAAUAUUUCACUGUUUUUGUACAAUUAUGAAAUUUUAUUGAUCGUUUCUAAAAAGCUAUUACUUGAAAUAAAAAAUAUACUACUGAUCAUCUUGCAAUAGAAUCAUACCAGCCUCAAUGCCCAUCAACACUCACAAGGUGAAAACAUUACCAGCCUCACUGUUGCAACUGGUGAUUAAUAGUAAUAAUAUUUUUUUGUAAUUCAGCUGUGUGUGUGUAUAUGUAUAUAUAUAUAUAUAUACACACACUGCUUUAUAUCUGUUAUUGAAAGUUAUGUGUUUAUCAGCAGCAACAGGCUGGUUCCUUUGUUUUUACACUGUGUGUGGUUCUGUCAGGUGUCCUGCACUGAAUGUCAGACUAAAAAUCAAACAGGCUCCACAUGUCUAGAAAUGGGACACAGCUGAUUUUAUGCUCUGAGAUGGAGGUUUGAUUAAAGUCUCUAGUAUUGACAGAUUUCCUGCUGAAUCCAAUUUUAUGUGAUGUCGCCCCCCCCCCGCCCAAAAGUGCUUGUUAUAGCGAGAACUACCAAAGAGGCAAGUUCGGGCAGGUCUGAGUUUGUCAGAACCGUACAAGGUGCAGAUAAAAUCCAGACGAUGGCUUUGCUCUGACUCAGGAACACUGGGGUCUUACAUCACAGUGUAAAGAUACUGAGCGCUGAUGGGUCUGAACAUUGACGUGUUGCAGUGACUGGUGUCAUUUCAUUCCAAGAUGGUCUCUAGUUUGCUUCCUUGUUUUGUUUGUUUUCAACAGAGUUUAAUGUUGUGAAGCUGAAGUCAGGAUGAUGCAGUGAUUUCACAGACAGGUUCAAAUGGAGCUGCUUUUAUCAAGCCUCGGUGAAAAGCAGCCAGCAGAGGGCGCCAGGAUACCACAGUUUGAGAACAAGUAUGUUGCAGAUUAUAGGUAGAAAUUAUGCCACUGUCACUGUAAAUAAUCUGUGAAAGCACAUUGACUUCCUGUGUCAAUAAAAUGUCAAUGUAAUUGAAUUAGCAUUUUAUUUAUGUUUGUUUGACAGUCUUAAUGUCACCGGUAAAUGUUGACAGAAUUCCUGCUUCAAUAAAAUGUGGAAAUGUAA
Molecule: messenger RNA, 2885 nt
Organism: Paralichthys olivaceus (Japanese flounder)
Lineage: Eukaryota; Metazoa; Chordata; Actinopteri; Pleuronectiformes; Paralichthyidae
Source: RefSeq, a predicted model, not a curated record